Cajanus cajan (pigeon pea) is the source of this 1131-nucleotide messenger RNA. Its product is annotated as putative WRKY transcription factor 70. The record is from RefSeq and is a predicted model, not a curated record. Lineage: Eukaryota; Viridiplantae; Streptophyta; Magnoliopsida; Fabales; Fabaceae. Gene Ontology annotation, biological process: regulation of DNA-templated transcription. Gene Ontology annotation, molecular function: sequence-specific DNA binding; DNA-binding transcription factor activity.
UUUCACAUCUCACAUCGAUCCCCAUUAAUCCUACCGUUUUAUGUUCAUUUGUUUUCCUUUCUUCUCUUCUCUCUCACUCUCACCCUCACCCUUAGCCCCUUCCACCCGCUACGCAAAUCUAGAACAAAACCACAAAAUAAUUUUUUUUUCCUUCUUCUUCCCAAAACUAGAGCCUCCAAGCUCAUAGAAAAUGAAAAACAUGGUUUGUCCCGAAACUGAAAGUGAAAGUGUCUCACUCAAGAGGAAAAAAGUGAUGAUAAUGAAAGAGCUUGUUAAGGGCCAAGAAGCCGCUACUCAACUCAUGCUUCUUCUCGAGAACCCCUCUUGGAGUGACACUGAUCGGGACUCUCUCUCAUCUCAGGAACUCAUGGCCAAUGUCCUCACAUCUUUCACACAAGCUCUUUCUAUCAUAACUGCUUCUGCAGAUGACGUUAUUCCUCCGCUGAAUCUCCACAGUUCCGGCGAUGAUCAGUGCAGUGGGAGUGGGAAGAGAUCCCAAAAGGGUGGAAGAGGUCGCUAUCAUAGAAGGAGGAGUGCAUUGACAUGGACCGUACUCUCGAGCACCACUGAAGACAAUCAUGCAUGGAGGAAGUAUGGGCAAAAGGGAAUUCUGAAUUCUGAAUUUCCUAGGAGUUACUUGAGGUGCAGUCACAAGUAUGAUCAAGGUUGUAAAGCAACCAAACAGGUGCAGCGGUGUGAAGAGAAUCCUGAUAUGUACCAAACUACAUACAUUGGCAUGCACACAUGCAAUGCCAAACCCCCCAAGGCUACACAUUCGACCACAAAUUCUACUACUUGGGAAUCAUAUCUUCUGAAUUCUGAUCGUGACUCCAAGGUACCAAAUGUACAUGAUCACCACUCACCAAGCUUAACUAUAAAACGAGAAUUUCCCAAAGAAAACACAUCAAGUGAUGUUACAGAUCACAAUUUGGAUCCUAGCCUGUGGUCAGAAUUGAAGGAUUUUGAAUCAUCGAUCCAACCCUACCAUUAAAGAGAUAAUGCAGACAAUGUGUAUUAGUCCAUGCACAUACUCUCAAUCUGGACAUGGAUUUUGGGGUGGCAAGUGGCAAUUGUUCAUUUCGGCACUCACUUCUGCUUUGAUGAAAAUUAGGUGCUUUAAUGUUUUAUGAA